This is a messenger RNA of Oryzias latipes (Japanese medaka), 3722 nucleotides long. Its product is annotated as A-type voltage-gated potassium channel KCND2. Gene Ontology annotation, molecular function: A-type (transient outward) potassium channel activity; protein binding. The record is from RefSeq and is a predicted model, not a curated record. NCBI's taxonomy places the organism in Eukaryota, Metazoa, Chordata, Actinopteri, Beloniformes, Adrianichthyidae. Gene Ontology annotation, cellular component: neuronal cell body; postsynaptic membrane; dendritic spine. Gene Ontology annotation, biological process: protein homooligomerization; action potential; potassium ion transmembrane transport.
AAUUUCUGGGUGCAGAUAGGACCACUCCUCUGUCUCUGCAUAAGAUUUUUUUUCUUCCCCCUCGUGCUCUCUUUCUCUCCUCCCCUCCACAUCGUGGUGGUGAGGAAGGGGGGGGGGGGGAGGGGGGUCUUGCAGUCGACGAGACGCGCAGGAGUUUACUGAGGCUGCAACGCAAGGAGGGAAAAAAUCCGUGCACAUGAGCCCUGCGGAUGGAGAGCAAAAAAGAAGAAAAGGAGAGGAGCGCUUCGACAAAUGACCACUGCGCGCACAGAGACCGCCGCUUGAAUUGUUUAACUUGUUGAUGCCAUAUCAUUGCUCAUUUUUUUCUCUCUCCGUCGUCUGGCUCCGGUGACAAAUUGAUGGGUGUCGGAAUUGCAAGUAUUCUCUUGAGAGGAGAGGUGUUGAACUGACCGUGGAUUCAGUUUGAUCAGCUUCCUUAUCUAAGAUGCUAUUUAUCUCUGCACCCUAGCACUGUGACAACCUGAGCGGGGUCGUUUCCAUUACUAAGGGGUCAGGAUGGCAGCAGGUGUAGCGGCAUGGCUUCCCUUUGCCCGAGCAGCAGCCAUAGGAUGGAUGCCCGUGGCAACCACCCCGAUGCCCAUCCCUCCCCAAGAAAAGAAGAAAACCCAGGACGGGCUUAUCAUCCUCAACGUGAGCGGGACCAAGUUUCAGACGUGGAAAACCACUUUGGAGAGAUACCCGGACACUUUGCUGGGGAGCACGGAGAGGGACUUCUUCUUCCACGAGGAGUCAAAUGAGUACUUUUUUGACCGCGACCCUGACAUCUUCAGACACAUCCUAAAUUUUUACCGCACGGGGAAGCUGCAUUAUCCGCGUCAAGAAUGCAUAUCUGCAUACGACGAGGAGCUCAUGUUCUUUGGCAUAAUCCCCGAGAUCAUUGGGGACUGCUGUUACGAGGAGUACAAGGACCGGAGGCGAGAGAACUUGGAUAGGCUUCAGGAUGACGAGGAGAUGGACAUAAGCAAUGAAGCCGCACCGGUCAACCUGUCGUACCGGGAGUACCUUUGGCGGGCUUUUGAAAACCCUCACACCAGCACCUUGGCUCUGGUUUUUUAUUAUGUCACCGGAUUUUUCAUUGCCAUAUCAGUGAUGGCCAACGUGGUGGAAACGGUUCCCUGCGGGACUAUGCCCAACAGAUCAAAGGAGGUCUCGUGCGGGGACCGUUACGCGCUAGCCUUCUUUUGUUUGGACACGGCGUGCGUGAUGAUUUUCACGUUUGAGUACCUCCUCCGCCUGAUCGCGGCGCCCAGCCGCUACAAGUUCGUGAAAAGUGUGAUGAGCGUCAUCGACGUGGUCGCGAUCAUGCCUUAUUACAUCGGCCUGGUCAUGACCGACAACGACCAGGUGAGCGGAGCUUUCGUCACGCUCAGAGUGUUCCGGGUCUUCCGGAUCUUCAAGUUCUCCCGGCAUUCCGCGGGGCUACGGAUCCUGGGCUACACCUUAAAGAGCUGCGCUUCUGAGCUGGGCUUCCUGCUCUUCUCCCUCACGAUGGCCAUCAUCAUCUUUGCCACGGUUAUGUUUUACGCGGAGAAAGGCUCCGCGCAUAGCAAGUUCACUAGCAUCCCCGCAGCGUUUUGGUACACCAUCGUCACCAUGACAACCCUCGGGUAUGGCGACAUGGUGCCAAAAACAAUUGUGGGGAAGGUGUUUGGGUCCAUAUGCUCUCUGAGCGGGGUGCUGGUCAUUGCCCUGCCUGUUCCUGUCAUUGUGUCAAACUUCAGUCGUAUCUACCACCAGAGCCAGCGGGCGGAAAAGCGACGAGCCCAGAGGAAAACUCGCCUCGCUAGAAUCCGUGCAGCGAAGAUUCGAGGCACUAAUGCCUAUAUGCACUUCAAACAAAAUGGGCUCCUGAUCGACUCACUGGAGGAGGCCUCCAAGAAGGCGGGACAAGCUCUGGUGGGGAAGGCUGCAAGCCCUCCAUUUGAGAGCCAACAUCAUCACCUGCUGCAUUGCUUGGAAAAAACCACGAAUCACGAGUUUGUGGACGAGCAGACGUUCCAGGCCAACUGCAUGGAGAUCUCCGUGGUGAACAAGGCGGGCUCUCGUUCCUCCUCGCUGUCCUCGUCUCCGCACAACCUCAGCUCGUGCUGCUCCCGGCGCCACAGGAAGAAGAGCAGCUUCAGCCUGCCUAGCACAAACAACCAGGAGCUCAGCACCAUACAGAUAAGAGAGAGGCCACUGGCCAACAGCCGCUCCAGCCUGAAUGCCAAACUGAAUGAGACCGUGCCCUUGAAAUGCAACGAACCUUACAUCAGCCCCUCCAUGGUCAGCCUAUCCGCGCCGCCGGUGACCUCAUCAGACGAGGACAGCACCACCACCACAGCCUACUCUCAGAGCAACAUUGUUCGAGUAUCUGCCUUGUAGACGUCUUGCCUAUCUUGAUCUGAUCAGCUGACUGGUCUCAAAAAAAAAAAACACCAGAUGCUAAGGAGAGGGACCACCAAGCAUCAACCUGCCAUAAUCAAGAGGGAUUAUAAGAUUAACAGAGGUUGGAGUUUUCUUUGAAGUAGUGAGCUCAUCUGAUGUCAAACUCUGCAUGGUAUUUAAAAAAAAUAAAAAAAUACAAGAUGGGGACAGCUGCUUUGGAGGUAGAAGUGAAUCAGCAGAUCAUGCGUCAUUAAGCACAGAAGAACAAGGAAGAGUAGAAUGCGUUGUUCUUGCCGAAAUAUACUGAGAAAAAAAACUUUAUUUUUGAAAAUGUAAUGUCAAUGUACUUGUUGUCUGACUGAAAGGUGGAAAUGCAGAGGUCGUCGACCUCUAAUGACAAAGCACAUGUAUUCCUCACCUGAAGUCCAUCUUUGUCAGUAUGAAAUCUGUCUGCCUCACUCACUUACCGCUCAUUCACAGAGAUUGUUUUGAAAACCCCUGAAUUCUUCUCAUGCACUCAUUCUCCUUUGCCUAUUGUAAAUACAAAAAAUCUACUGGGACGGGAAACUAUUGUGAAUAUUCAUCAGCUGACUAAUUAUCUGGUUAUUGUCAUCGCUUGGUGAGUAAGAUCUACCGCACAUCCUGAUAUGUUUGUGAAGUGAGAGUCGAACAAACCCUACAUAUUUGACAUUUUGGACCUUUGUGAAAGCUGCAACUGUUAGCCAACAAUUGAUAUUAAGACUAUACAGGGUAUUUAUUUAGUUAGGGCACAAGGUAGAAACAGAAGUGAAUGUUCUUGGCAAAACAAAUACCCUAAUAUGGACACAUACUGUAGUAUUUACCUGGAAAACCUUAUGAAAGAGUGUUGAUCAUUGAUUCUAUUUACUUCCUCAUAAAUGAGUGUUCAUAGACAAAGACUUGGUACAUUUAGUUGUGUUAAAGAAAAAAGCCAUUUUGUAUAUUUUUCAUAUUGUAAAUAUUUCUGUUAGAACUUUACCAAUGCAUUUGAAGUCAGCUCUUAUUUCUAGCUUUAGCUCAACGGUCGUUGGCAAACUAUUUCUGUCUGUUAUCUGGUUGAAUUAAGGAUUUGCAUGCUGUCAUUGCAGAAUUCUGUUUCAUUAAAAUAUGUCUCUUUUUCUUGGUGAAGGUUUGUCGGUUGAAAAAAUAUGGAGGGAAACCCCAAGAGGUGUUCUGAUGUACAUCCUGCAAGGCUUUCAAUAAAAGUGCUCCUCUUGUCUGGACUGCGUAUGUGAGGGGUACGAAAAGGGACAAAUGAUCACACAUUGUGCAUUUGGUGCAGUGAUAGAAUAAAAAGUGUAGCUCUACUGAAGCAA